CCACUUCCUGAAAGCAAAGGUGCAGAAGAAUGUCUGUGCCGUCCUACCUGUAAAUCCUGUCAGCCGGAACUUCUUUGCUGGCAAACAACAAAGCACCUGCACACUCAUAAAGGAAUACCAUGCUGCUGAUGGAAGCACUUGGCGGGGAAAAGAUAUGAAGUUUGGCAAAGGAGCAGUGUGUGAGCUGAAGUCACUGAGAAACUGGGCGAGCCUUUGUGUGUUGUUGGCGGUGGCGCUCCUACUGUACCAUGACCCAUUUCUACUACUGUGGUGGCCUCAGAAACCUGCUGAGAAAACUAAGACUGAUGCUUCACACCUGGACAUGGCGACAGAUUCCAUUGAUGACAUGUAUGACGGUUGCCGGUCUGAAUCAGCCUCUGUGAUCGACCUGUUUGGCGUGUUUGAGUGGCACUUCAAUGGAAACUUCAGUAAUGCCUGGGCUGCAGCUGAAAGCAGAGCAAAGAGACCUGUGCACGGGAACCUGAAAGAAGAGCACACUAUAGUUAUGUACAUGUACACUGAGGUGAAAGACCUUCAACAAGAUUUCAACCUUGCAGUGAAAACAGGGAGACACAAUUACAGCACACACGGAUUCAAAUUCCACUAUUUCUACUUCUACCUGACUGAUGCCAUUCAAAUUCUGCAUCGCAAUCAGACAUUGUGCAGAACCACCUAUCACAUGACGUGGAAACGGUUUGACCAGGAUGUUGUCAACACAAACAUGCGUUUUGGUGCUUUCACCUUGGCAGUUUCAAGCAAACAAUCAUUUGAUCUUAAUGGCAGUGUGUCUUGUUUUGAGAUCUACUCAUGCUUUGGUGCUGAUAUAACAGAUUACUCUGCCACAAACCAAAUAGGACAGGUGCUGAUUCCUCCCUACGAGGUCUUCAAAGUUACAGACGUCCUGACAAAUGACCCAUGGUGCAGUGUUGUCUACAAGCUCGAGAGUACCAAAAUACCAAGGGGAGAUUUGAAUUGUAAAUUGCAUGACAGGCAAAUAAAAGCAUAUUUUGGAGCAGUUUUAAAUCACUGGAACACUGGAAGUUAUGGGAUCAUGACUGCAUGCAUCGCACUGUUGAUUUUAAUUUCUAUAGUCCUUGUUAAACGAAGGCAGAAGCGUUUCGUGGCUGAAGUGUUCAUUGCUCUGCUGGUGGUGGUGGUGAUGAUUCUGGUGAUACUGAGAGUUAGUUUGAUCAGAGAUAGGUGAAGGUGGGAAACUAUCUUGUGUUUGUUACCAGGAGAAUUCAUAAAUUAUAUUUUUGAAAGUUUUGAGGAAAUAAAAUAAAAAAAAUGU
Epinephelus lanceolatus (giant grouper) is the source of this 1291-nucleotide messenger RNA. RefSeq names its product ecto-ADP-ribosyltransferase 4-like. NCBI's taxonomy places the organism in Eukaryota, Metazoa, Chordata, Actinopteri, Perciformes, Serranidae. The record is from RefSeq and is a predicted model, not a curated record. Gene Ontology annotation, molecular function: NAD+-protein-arginine ADP-ribosyltransferase activity; NAD+ poly-ADP-ribosyltransferase activity.